AUGUCUAUCAACCCCCAUAUGACCGUCCUUGGGGCGAUCUUCCUCCUCCUCGCCAUCUCAAGCCAAAGCGCGGUCGCGUUGAAGGUUUCUUUCAUCGACCCUUGCACGGUGGCGGAUUUUCCGGCAUUGUGCAGAGGCACCAUUAAGGGUCAAACAAAUGUGAACGCAGCGACGGAUGUGGCCAUUAGAGAGCUGAUGAAGCGGACGAGGCAUGCCAAAGAAAUCGCCAAGAAAGAGAUGAAACGCGAUGGAGGAGUCGCGACUUGUUUGUCCAACUUCAAUAGCGCCUUUGAUAAUUUGGACAAGGCCCUUACGAACAUUAAGGAAAAUGAUGGCUUUAGCCUCAACAUUAAUCUUAGCGCCGCGUUGACCGACUACGAUACUUGCAGCGAUGCAAUGAAAGAAACUCGGGAGACUAAUAACGUCUUUUAUAAAUCCGCCGGGGUUUUGUACCAAAUGGCUGAUAAUUGUUUGGCACUCUCUACCCUCGUUAAACAAUGA
Molecule: messenger RNA, 501 nt
Organism: Arabis nemorensis
Lineage: Eukaryota; Viridiplantae; Streptophyta; Magnoliopsida; Brassicales; Brassicaceae
Source: the annotation of a GenBank genome assembly